AUGUGGUUGUGUUCUGUAUUUGUUCUUUCAUUGAUUGUUGCUUUUGAUUUUCACUAUGCAAAUUCAAGAUUUAUACAACAUAAUGGAGCACUUCCCCAUUAUAUUCCUGUAGUGCUAUACGCUGCAGCCCUUCAUGCACCUUUAAAGUCUAAGAAGGAAACCAAUACUGAGUCCAUCAUGGACACAAUCAGGAAAGUCAAGGUCAAUAUUCCUCUUUUAGAUGCUAUCAAGCAAGUGCCUGCGUAUGCCAAGUUCCUCAAAGAUUUGUGCACCCAAAAGCACAAGUCUAGGGUCUACAUAAACAAACAAGUCAGGCUAACUGAGCAUGUAAGCUCAAUUCUUUUAGUUCACAUUCCUCCAAAAAUUAAAGACCUCGGAAAUGCCCCCAUCUCAUGUGUAAUCGACAAUUACACUAUUGAUAGGGCUAUUUUAGAUUUGGGAGUGAGUGUGAACCUAUUGCCCUACUCGAUCUGCAAACAAUUCAAUUUAGGAAAGUUGAAGCCCACGCUAGUCACAUUGAGCUUCAUUGACCGAUCAGUGAAAAGGCCACGGGGUGUGAUAGAGGAUGUCUUGGUCAAAGUCAAAGAGUUCUAUUACCCCGUUGCAUUAGUUGUCUUGGAUAUGGAAUUUGCCAACCCAACCAAGUAUUUGAUCCCUGUCCUAUCAGGACGACCAUUCUUAGCUACAGCUAAUGCCUGCAUUCAAUGUAGGAUUGGGAUCAUGGAUGCAUCCUUUGGAAACAUGCAACUCCAGUUGAAUGUAUUUCAUGCUUCCCAAUAUCCCCCUAAUGAUGUCAAAUCUUUGAACGUUGACAUGAUUGAAGAAUGUGUUGAGGAAGUGGCCCCCUCGAUUCUUCGGGAAAAUCCCAUUGAGGAUAUACUUCAGCCUGAUAACCCCUCUAUGUCUGGCCUAGAGGACCUGUAUGAGUAG
This is a messenger RNA of Malania oleifera, 930 nucleotides long. RefSeq lists its product as uncharacterized. The transcript has a single exon. The record is from RefSeq and is a predicted model, not a curated record. Lineage: Eukaryota; Viridiplantae; Streptophyta; Magnoliopsida; Santalales; Ximeniaceae. The coding region runs from base 1 to 930 and encodes 309 amino acids.